AGCAAUGCUGGGAUUUUUUGGUCCCCUGUAUGAGCAACUAGUAGGGAUGCUGCGUAAGCAGCAAGGCCAGCUUGCCUUCGACACGAUCGAUCGAGUUAAUGCUUGGUUCACGCCGUUUGUCCUGGUUGCAAUGACACUGGCUAUUUCUUGCAAGCAAUACUUUGGACAGCCUAUCAAAUGUUGGACACCACGAGAGUUUUCUGGUAGUUGGGAUGGAUAUGUGCACGAUUUCUGCUUUAUCGAGAACACCUACUUUGUGCCAAACGGAACCGAAGUGACAGAUGAGGCUCGUGGCGGUCGUCACAUCAACUACUACAGAUGGGUACCACUUGUCCUUCUUUUCCAAGCUGCCAUGUUUGUGCUCCCUUAUCAUCUCUGGAAUUUGUUUCACAAAAGAACCACAAUUAACCUCAAAGGAUCUUUAAGAUUUUUUGAAGGAGCUUUGAAAAAAUUGGAGCCAGCUCAAGCUUGUGAGUCGUUUGCCGGAGAGAUUUGGAACAGACUCAGCGAUAUUCGCAAUUCAUCAAACAAGUUAUACGGAUUUCAAGCUACCAUCAAUUACUUCUUGCUCAAGUUAGGAUUCAUUGUCAAUUGCAUUCUGCAAAUGGUUCUUCUGAAACAUUUCCUUGACGUGGAUGACUAUUUCUGGGGAUUCUUCCAUUUGUGGAACGUUGAAUUCAAAGGAACUGCUGAAAAGGAAGAUAGUAUCUUCCCCCGUAUUGUACUUUGUGAUUUCAAAGUUCGCAAUCUCGGACAACAGCAUCAACACACAGUUUCUUGCAUCAUGAUUCUCAAUAUGAUUAUUGAAAAGCUUUAUAUCUGCUUCUACUUUUGGCUCAUCUUUGUGUUCGUUGUUACCACCGCUGGAAUGAUCCAUUUUGCUUUCCAGAUUCUCUUCAGAAGACACAGCCUUAUUCCCACAAAUUUGAACAACAAGAAUAAAAUGAACCCAACGCGCUCCCACGAAUUUAUCAAGGACUAUCUCAACUUCGAUGGAUGUCUUCUCCUCACAUACGUUGACGCUCAGUUUGGUGCUUUCAGAACUUCUCAAGUCAUUGAUGGACUUGUUCACCGGUUUACCAAUGAGCUUGACUCUGAUUCAUCUGCUGUGACAUCAUUGAACGAAGAUCAUCCCGAGAGAUAUGUUGCAUUCAACACUGACACUAUCCCAAUGGAUCGAUAUGCGCGCAAGCAUCACUCUUUGAUCGAAGAAGUCGAUGGUCCAUCAGCUCCACCAGCAAAUGAGGAGAAAAAAGAAAUCUAAUCAUUUUCAAAGUUCUAAACUACUCCAUUCAUUGUUUCUUUCUCAAUCGUUCUCACCUAUACUGGUUUCUCAUUGUGCAUCAAGAGUUUUCACUGUCUUCUCGUCCAUCACCAGCCAUAUUCAUAAUUUCUUUCAAUUUUCGAUAUCUGAUACGAUCAAAUUAAAGUUUUUCGUCG
Caenorhabditis elegans is the source of this 1440-nucleotide messenger RNA. RefSeq names its product Innexin-2 (gene inx-2). Gene Ontology annotation, cellular component: gap junction; plasma membrane. The record is from RefSeq and is marked reviewed. The transcript has 4 exons. Gene Ontology annotation, biological process: transmembrane transport. Lineage: Eukaryota; Metazoa; Nematoda; Chromadorea; Rhabditida; Rhabditidae. Bases 5 to 1264 code for a protein of 419 amino acids.